UGGGACCAAACGUGCACGUAUACGUGUUUAUCACCGUUUUCUGGAUUCUCUCCCACUCCACCUGUUUUCACAUUUUCCCAUAUAACUCAAUUUAUUGUCCAGAAAACAUUCAAUUCAAUUACAAUAAAAUUGUUGGAUUCGAUUGUGAAUUCAAAUAAAAUUAGGCUAAAUUCGGAGCUAUUGAUCGGCUCAACAAUGGGGGACGUGCCGGAAAAUCAAGAUUUCGGCGACGAAGUUUCUAGACUCGUGGAGCAAGCAAAGGAUUUGCAGGACUCUGCGGCGGCGCUAAUUAACCGCACAUCUCGAGAAGAAGAGGCGCUCCGCCACCGCGUCGCCUCACUCGACUCCCGCAUCAGCUCUCUCCGCUCUUCCGUCCGGAAUUCUGAGCAAGCCAACAGAUUGGAAGAGGAGUUAAUUAGAGCAAAAUAUAUAUUGAGUGAAGGAGAUGCAGCGGCGUUUCUUCCAAUUAAAUCUCAUGGCAGGUUUCUCAGGAUGUUUUUGGGUCCAAUUAAUGUUCGAGCUAACAGGAAGGAUGUGCAGUUGAAAGUGAAAGAGGAAUACAAUCACUUCAGAGAUAGAACCGCAUAUUUAUUCCUCUUUUUUCCGUCACUGCUUUUGAUGUUAAGCUCGUGGAUAUGGGAUGGAUGUCUACCUGCAUUGCCAGUUCAACUUUACCAGGUACUGUGCGCAUAAUUCUUGCCCUGGUUUAUAAU
Olea europaea var. sylvestris is the source of this 713-nucleotide messenger RNA. RefSeq names its product transmembrane protein 120 homolog. Bases 196 to 693 code for a protein of 165 amino acids. Gene Ontology annotation, cellular component: membrane. The record is from RefSeq and is a predicted model, not a curated record. Lineage: Eukaryota; Viridiplantae; Streptophyta; Magnoliopsida; Lamiales; Oleaceae. The transcript has 4 exons.